UAUGCAGGCGCAUGUGCUCCAUGUGCAGAAUAAGCCCCGCCCACUCUGCUCUUCCCACUGGCCUCGUUUUUCCUCCUCAGAGCUCAAACUCCCGCUCACGCAGUGGAUCCUGCGCCUUGGAGGGGAAACUGUCAGCGAGCUUUUUCUACAGUAGCCUAGAGGGAAAAUGGGGGGAGUCCGAGUCCCGGCACAGAUCUUUCUGUGGAGCUUGUCCAUCGUGUAUUUAUUCGCCUUUGCAUCCAUCUACAUCCAAGUGCCAGGUCUUUUUGGGGAUGAAGGCUUAGUGCCUGUGCAUCUCCAGGUGGCCGGUGUGCAGCGUCCUCUGCUGGAGCAACUGCAGGCCUCCCCGUCCCUCCUGUGGCUGGGGCCAACCCUGGGCCUCGGGCCCCAGCAGGCCCUGGAAAUCAUAUGUCUGCUGGGGGUGCUACUGAGCCUGGGAGCUGUACUGCUGGGAGCGCUCAGAGACAGCCUGGUUUACCUCUGCCUCUGGGCCCUUUACCUCUCCCUGUACACUGUUGGGGGAGACUUCCUUCACGCUGAGUGGGACAACCUGCUGUUGGAGGCGGGGCUUCUGGCCGCCUUGGUAGCCCCGUGUGCCUUGCUGCGAAGAAUCUCCGCUUCCAGCCACCAUGACCCUGUGACCUUUUGGUUGACCCGCUGGCUGUUCUUCAGGCUUGUGCUUUGUACAGGAGUGAGCAAGCUAGCCAGCGGUGACCCCUCCUGGUGGGACCUCACAGCGCUGAGUCGGCAUUUUGAGACCCAAGCCAGCCCCACCCCUUUGGCCUGGUACGCCCACCAGCUCCCUGAUUGGCUGUCCAAGCUUGGUGCAGUUUACAUACUGUCUGCUGAGAUUACGGUUCCCCUGCUGAUGUUCUUCGCUCCUGUGCGCGGCUUGAGGAUCGGCGCUUUUUAUAUCCAGGUGUUUCACCAGCUGUGCUUCAUCCUCCUGGGUGGUUUUAGCCUGUUGCACCUGCUGACCAUCACACUGAGCUUCUCUCUCCUGGACAAUGAUCACUUCAGCUCUCAGAAGAAAAAGACCAAGACAAAAAUGGUCAGGACCCCCAGGGACCGUCACAGAACAGCUUGGAGCCAGUUUUUGCUCUCGUGUCUGUCUUUCCUGGUGAAGCUGGCUGUCUACCUCCUUGUUUUAUUCAGUGCCAUAAAGCUCUUCAAACUGGAGAUCAACUGGGAGAAGAAGGUGGUAACAUCCAAAACAACCUUCACUCGUAAGAGCUUUGAGGAGUUUGUCAAACAAAUCCAGGAUCCAACCAUUUGGGUGGGCGUGCUUUCUCUGACUUGGGAAGUAGUGGCUGCUUUGCUGAAGUGUGUAUGUGCUCGAGGCGUCCUGAACAAGCUCUCGAGUCUCAUUCAGUGGGCCAUCUUCACUGCUGCGGCUGCAGCUGUGUUCGCCCUCAGUCUUGUUCCCUACACUGCCAUGGCGGGUAUGUCUGGUGGUAAAAUUUUACCCGAGGUGAGGAAGGCCUACGGUGCUGUGGAGAAGUAUCAGCUGGUCAGUGCGUAUGGCAUUCAGCACAGAAUGGUCCCUCCUGCAGGACGGCCUGAAAUCGUCCUUGAAGGCAGUGCGGAUAAGAAGACAUGGACGGAACUGAACCUCAUGUACAAGCCGGACAGUUUGAGUGAAUGUCCUCCGGUGGUGGGGCCUCACCAGCCUCGGCUAGACUGGCUGCUGUGGGAGGCUGCUGUAGGGGAGCACGACCAGAACCACUGGUUUACAGGCCUAAUGCAGCGUCUGCUGGAGGGCAAGCCGGACGUGGUGAGUUUGCUGCAGGUGGAUGAAGCUCAGUACCCCUUCAGCCAAACUCCACCAGCUUUCGUUAGAGCCAAAGUCUAUCACUACCACUUCACCAGGACCACCGAGGAUGGGACCCAUCCGCAGGCCUGGUGGAAAAGGCAGUAUGUGAGGGAGUUCUUUCCCACCGUGCACUUGGGUGACCCUGCACUCAAUGUACUGCUGAGUGAUGCUGGACUGAAGGAGAAAUAUCCAGUCCAGUCCAGCCCAGACACACCUGUAUCCCAGGCCUUGGGUCUCUUACGGGGACACGUGAGGGGCCUUUCCGGGCCCUUGGUCCUCUUAACUCUGUUUGCCACUGUGGCCUCCAUCCUCCUCCUAAAAGCCCUGUUCUCUCGGCCCCGCCACCCCAAAGGCCCGAAGCCGAAAUCCACGUCUGAGCACAGGAAUAAGAAACCCAGAGAGGCUCACGAAGGCUCCGAGAAAAGCCGAGCGCCUCCCAAUCGGGGAGGGAAGAAGGACAACUCUGAAGAGAGGAAGCAGGACUCGGACAGAAGCCCGCCACGCAAGAGGAAGUGAGCUCAACUGCCCCAUUUCACCAUCGUCUUUCUCAGGAACAAAAGAAGGCAGGAGGGCGGGUUUCGUGUAUUUGCUUCACUAAUGUUCAAUCCAGAGUUUGCCGUCCAAUUCCAUGCAUUCAUUUAAAACACCUUCUGUCAUCAGCAAAGUAUUUUUUGGUCUACCCACCACAGACUGCAGCAUUACAUCAUACGCCACGUGUCCGAACCACUACAUUCCUUCAUGAUGUUGAAACCUGUUCCAGAGUGAUUGGAUGUGCCGGGACAUUUGACUGAUGGUCAUAUUUGGAAAAUGUUUCAUAUAAUGUUUAUUAUUAUUAUUAUUAUUAUUCUCCUCUGUAAUGAUUCAGAGAUUAGAGGAUGUCCUGCUAAGCCUGUUUAUCUGACCAAUCACGAGUAGCUGCAGAAACGGUUUGAAAUCAGUUGUCUUUGUAAUGGCACUUUUCCAUGUCUACUAAGAUCUUGUUGAUCCAGUGUCCCUUAAAUGAAUGUUGAUGUGCACUUUUGUCUCAUGGUGUAAACGGUUGACUAUCAUAAUACAUAUUAUUUCAUAA
This is a messenger RNA of Pygocentrus nattereri (red-bellied piranha), 2882 nucleotides long. RefSeq names its product lipase maturation factor 2b (gene lmf2b). The transcript has 15 exons. Lineage: Eukaryota; Metazoa; Chordata; Actinopteri; Characiformes; Serrasalmidae. Gene Ontology annotation, cellular component: endoplasmic reticulum membrane. The record is from RefSeq and is a predicted model, not a curated record. Gene Ontology annotation, biological process: protein maturation. Bases 167 to 2329 code for a protein of 720 amino acids.